AUGACCAGAGACUGAGGACACAGUACAGGAGAUGACCAGAGACUGCAGACAGUACAGGAGAUGACCAGAGACUGCAGACAGUACAGGAGAUGACCAGAGACUGCGGACACAGUACAGGAGAUGACCAGAGACUGCGGUACAUACUACAAGAGAUGACCAGAGACUGCAGACACAGUACAGGAGAUGGCCAGAGACUGCAGACAGUACAGGAGAUGACCAGAGACUGCGGACAGUACAGGAGAUGACCAGAGACUGCGGACACAGUACAGGAGAUGACCAGAGACUGCGGACACAGUACAGGAGAUGACCAGAGACUGCGGACA
This is a messenger RNA of Staurois parvus, 323 nucleotides long. Lineage: Eukaryota; Metazoa; Chordata; Amphibia; Anura; Ranidae. The record is from the annotation of a GenBank genome assembly.